AUGUUCAUGCAUUUGGAGGUCUUCUGCUACGUGGUGCUGCUGCUGGCCAAUAUGAACGCGUACGGAUGCUGGUCAGUGAAUAAUUUCUUGAUGACUGGACCUAAGGCGUACCUGAUCUACUCCAGCAGUGUGGCGGCCGGGGCUCAGAGUGGCAUCGAGGAGUGCAAAUACCAGUUUGAAUGGGACCGCUGGAACUGCCCCGAGAGAGCCCUGCAGCUGUCCACUCACAGCAGCCUGCGCAGUGCAAACCGUGAGGCAGCUUUUGUCCAUGCCAUCAGCUCUGCAGGGGUCAUGUACACUCUGACCAGGAACUGUAGCCUGGGGGACUUUGAUAACUGUGGCUGUGACGAUAGUAGAAAUGGACAACGCGGUGGUCAUGGGUGGCUGUGGGGAGGCUGCAGUGAUAAUGUGGGCUUUGGAGAGGCCAUCUCCAAACAGUUUGUGGAUGCUCUGGAGACGGGUCAAGACGCCCGCGCAGCCAUGAAUCUGCACAACAAUGAGGCUGGACGCAAGGCGGUGAAGGGCACCAUGCAGCGCACCUGUAAAUGCCAUGGCGUGUCUGGCAGCUGUACCACACAGACCUGCUGGAUGCAGUUGCCCGAGUUCAGAGAGGUGGGGAACUACCUAAAGGAGAAGUACCACCGGGCACUCAAAGUGGACCUGCUCAGAGGAGCGGGCAACAGCGCCGCCAGCAGAGGUGCCAUUGCAGAGACCUUCAGCUCCAUCUCACGCAAAGAGCUUGUUCACCUGGAAGACUCUCCUGACUACUGCCUGGAGAACCGCACUUUGGGCCUGGCGGGCACAGAGGGGCGUGAGUGUCUCAAGAAGGGCAAACACCUGACCAAGUGGGAGAAGAGGAGCUGUAAGAGGCUGUGUGGAGAGUGUGGUCUGGCCGUGGAGGAGAGGAGGGCUGAGACCAUCUCCAGCUGUAACUGUAAGUUCCACUGGUGCUGCGCGGUCAAGUGUGAGCAGUGCAGAAAAACAGUGACCAAGUACUACUGUGUGAAGAGGAGCAGAGGCAGAGCUGAGAGCGCCGGGGCCCGAAGGAAGAACCUCCGACUCAGGAAGAAGCACUGA
Boleophthalmus pectinirostris (great blue-spotted mudskipper) is the source of this 1077-nucleotide messenger RNA. It is a transcript of the gene wnt8b, whose product is annotated as wingless-type MMTV integration site family, member 8b. Gene Ontology annotation, biological process: multicellular organism development; neuron differentiation; cell fate commitment. The transcript is spliced from 6 exons. Gene Ontology annotation, molecular function: cytokine activity; frizzled binding. The coding region runs from base 1 to 1077 and encodes 358 amino acids. The record is from RefSeq and is a predicted model, not a curated record. Gene Ontology annotation, cellular component: extracellular region. Lineage: Eukaryota; Metazoa; Chordata; Actinopteri; Gobiiformes; Gobiidae.